ACUGAGGAGGUCGUGAUGGUCGUGAUUUUUACCUCCUAGGAGUUGGUUCUUUAUUCUAUGUCCUAGGUUAUUACGGUGUUGUCAUAAGUUGCGUUGUGGAAGCGCUUGUACAUAGCCUCCUCUCUAUGACAUGUAGCAGGCCGUGAAAUUUUGCUAGAGGGGCGAUUGUAACGUUCUUCGGGGCUCAACUGUUGGAAGCGCGCGAGCAUGGCGGCAAGUGACGACGCUUUUGACCAGUUUGACGAUGACCUCGCAGAAGGGGCCGAAGUACAAGCUGGGGACAGGCGCAAAAGAUUGUUUUCGAAAGAAUUGAGGUGCAUGAUGUACGGGUUCGGAGACGACCAAAAUCCGUACACGGAGUCUGUGGACCUCCUGGAAGACCUUGUCAUCGAAUUCAUUAUUGAAAUGACACACAAAGCAAUGGAGAUUGGGCGGACAGGCCGUGUUCAGGUGGAGGACAUAGUGUUCCUAGUGCGUAAGGACCCUAGAAAAUAUGCGCGUGUUAAGGACCUCCUAACUAUGAAUGAGGAGCUGAAGAAGGCUAGAAAAGCAUUCGAUGAAGUCAAGUAUGCAUCAGUGUAGCCUUCUUUCAUUCUUCUGUUUGGUCAUUGUACCAACUGAUGUGUGCUAACAUGGGAAAAAAAAGGUACAUUCCAAUAUCACUUGUGUAUUGGGACAUCGUAAAGUUUUCUAUGUGAACACAAAAGCAAGCUUGAAAAAGUCAUAGUAUGUGCACCUGUGUAAUACAUGUACGCUUUCAUAUAUACACUUUUUCGGACACUUUCAAAGUGUCCAGCGAAAUACAUUGGCAUUCCUGAUGCAGUCCUGAGAAUUCGUUCUAAGUGGAUAUGCCUUGCGAACUUACUAGCUACAAGUCGUAGAUCAAAAUAUGUGCCAUUAAAUAAAUAAUUGAAAACAUAAUUGCCAUAAUUAUGGUAAUUAUUAAAUUAAGCUUUUUGAUUUCUCACAGAAGUAGUGGCCACCUCAUCAAGUAAUUUAGAUCAAGGGUUAGAAUUGUGCUAUUGGGCACAGGUAAUUUUUUUAAAACUUUGGUGCAGCUAGAAAGAAGUGUGUGUGUGUGUGUGCAUAUAUAUAUAUAUCACAUAACUCGCAUGAAUGUGGAUUCUUACUGUUUGCAGUCACGGCUUUCAUUAACAAGUCACAAAAGUCUAAAUAAAUUGAUAGAUCAUUGUUUUAAAAUGACAAAUGUGCCACUAAUGUUGAGAGCACAACUUCUGUAAGUGUUAAAUCUACAUAAAAGAGCACUGAUGGUGCUACUAAAAGUGUGGAAUCAUCUGCUGCUGAUGCAUAUUAUCCUGAUGAAAAUUUGUGAUGUAAUAAAUGAAGUAAUAAAAUCGAAUUUCAUUGCAUUUGAA
Messenger RNA from Dermacentor silvarum, 1376 nucleotides. Its product is annotated as transcription initiation factor TFIID subunit 13. Gene Ontology annotation, cellular component: transcription factor TFIID complex. The transcript is spliced from 4 exons. The coding region runs from base 208 to 582 and encodes 124 amino acids. Lineage: Eukaryota; Metazoa; Arthropoda; Arachnida; Ixodida; Ixodidae. Gene Ontology annotation, molecular function: protein heterodimerization activity. The record is from RefSeq and is a predicted model, not a curated record. Gene Ontology annotation, biological process: transcription by RNA polymerase II.